AGUUUUCAUUGCGUGGAGAAUAAUCGGAUCGGCCACGUUCGCCAUCCAGCGCUCUUUUAUUUAAGUUCUCUCCGUAGCGGCUCGAGUUUGUACUCAGUAACACCGAGUCCGGAUUCACCGAGUCCACAUUUCCUCUCCAUUUCCCCCUGAAAUUUUUGUCGUAAAACCCUCCGUCUCGUAGGGUUCUUGAUUCUUUACGCUUAUCCUUUGAUGUAUUUCGUAUGAAUUUAUAUCUCUGAUUCCAGUUCGUUUUGUGAGAUCGUUGUUCGUUUCGAAGAAGGAAGGAUGGGACAGGCAUUUCGUCGAGCGGCUGGAAGAAUAAAACCGGCUUCGAGUAUCGACUCCUCUGCCUCUUCGUUGAAAAUGGAGAGCGUCGUAGAUCGGAAGCCUCCACCGCGUGCGGCCGAGAAGGCUCGUGAGAGCGGCGCGCUUGAUUCUGGUGACGUCUUGGGAAGUAAUUCUGAAAAUGUGCUCGAAGAACGAGAUCCACAGUUUGAUGCCAUGCUUAGCCAAAUGGCAGGUCGAAUUAGAUCAAAGCCUGGAGGAAAACUUGAGAUGGGGGAGGCUUCUGUGGUGGAGAGGUAUGACAGACCAAUGCCAAGGCUACGAAAUACUGAUUUAAAAUCGAGUAAAUACGAGGAUCGCCCAGCCCCACCAGGAACGCUAAACGUAGCACAGAUGCGCCACAUAAUGCUCUUGCAUGAAGGGAAGGCUGAAGAUCAUGAUGGGCCAAUGGGAGUUAACCAAAUUGCUGAAAGGUAUAAUGUGGGCGUUGCUCAAAUACGGACGAUUUUGCAAUUUUUGUCUCUGCCUCCAGAGGACAGUCUUCGAGACAAAAAGAAGGUUUCUAAAUAACAGGAAUGGAGCCAAGAAAACAAAGAGGCAUUUUCUCCUUGAGCUUUUUAAAAAAUAAAGGUUUUUAUAAUUCUCUUCUAA
This is a messenger RNA of Cucurbita moschata (crookneck pumpkin), 936 nucleotides long. RefSeq lists its product as uncharacterized. The coding region runs from base 286 to 855 and encodes 189 amino acids. Lineage: Eukaryota; Viridiplantae; Streptophyta; Magnoliopsida; Cucurbitales; Cucurbitaceae. The transcript is spliced from 4 exons. The record is from RefSeq and is a predicted model, not a curated record.